Plectropomus leopardus (leopard coralgrouper) is the source of this 498-nucleotide messenger RNA. The record is from RefSeq and is a predicted model, not a curated record. Lineage: Eukaryota; Metazoa; Chordata; Actinopteri; Perciformes; Serranidae.
AUGAAGACGAAGGGUGCUGAUAUCGAUCUGUUUCCUGUCUCUCAGUGUUCGUACGUCCCUCCCUGUGAGAGGGACAACCAGAAGAACAAAGACACCGUUUUGUGGUGGGAGAAUUACUUCACCAAAGAGGUCAGCAGUCAGUCCUUCACCUGCUUCUUCAACCAGCAGAGGAGGCCUGACGACGUGUUGUGGCGCCGGUCCCACGACACCACCGUCCUGCUGCACUGUGUCCUCUGGCCGAUGGUGUCGCUCCUACUGGGCACGCUCAUUGUGCUCCUGACGGUGUGCGCACGCUCCCUGGCCGUUCGAGCCGAGGCUCUCCAGAAGAGGAAAUGCUCCUACGAAGUGUGCCAAGACCUUUCAGCCGGGCCCUCGGAUCGGCGUGGCAACAAGGUCGAAGACCCCCUCGCAACAAACUCUGACCCUGAGAUGUCGUCGCCGACAAGGACCCUGCCGCUGUUUGCGGUGCCGGUGCGACGCCGUGAUCGAGAACAUUAA